Molecule: messenger RNA, 1501 nt
Organism: Populus trichocarpa (black cottonwood)
Lineage: Eukaryota; Viridiplantae; Streptophyta; Magnoliopsida; Malpighiales; Salicaceae
Product: type III polyketide synthase A
Exons: 2
Coding region: 80-1378 (432 amino acids)
Biological process (GO): polyketide biosynthetic process
Molecular function (GO): acyltransferase activity, transferring groups other than amino-acyl groups
Source: RefSeq, a predicted model, not a curated record
CAAUGGUCACCGUCUUGAAGCAUUCAUGCUUCCAACCACAAAAAGUAGAAAAAUUACCAGUAGACAUUUUUAAUUUUUCAUGCUUCUCAUCUUUCACACCAACCUUUCUCCAAGAACAAGUUUAUCUCUCGUUUAUAAUCCCCCGCGUUGUGAUAUUUCCUCCAUUAAAAUCUCUUUGUACCGAACUAUCUUCUUCCUAAACCUAUUGAAGAUGUCUGAAAGUGACAGUAAUGGGGCUUCAAAGCACUGUACCACUCCCAGUCGGCGUGCACCCACUUUAGGCAAGGCAACAUUACUGGCAAUCGGCAAGGCCUUCCCCAGCCAACUCAUUCCUCAAGAAUGCUUGGUGGAGGGCUAUAUACGUGACACCAAGUGCGAUGAUGCUUCGAUUAAGGAGAAACUGGAGAGACUUUGUAAAACCACUACUGUGAAGACAAGAUACACAGUCAUGUCCAGGGAGAUACUAGACAAAUACCCUGAACUUGCAACAGAGGGCACUCCGACAAUCAGGCAAAGGCUCGAGAUAGCGAAUCCAGCAGUUGUUGAGAUGGCUCUGAAAGCAAGCAUGGCUUGCAUAAAUGAAUGGGGAGGGUCGGUAGAAGAUAUCACCCAUAUUGUGUAUGUUUCUUCUAGUGAGGUACGCUUGCCAGGUGGUGAUCUCUACCUUGCCAGUCAGCUCGGACUAAGGAAUGAUGUUGGCCGUGUAAUGCUUUACUUCCUAGGCUGUUAUGGUGGUGUCACUGGUCUCAGAGUUGCCAAGGACAUAGCUGAAAACAAUCCAGGAAGCCGUGUUUUAUUAACUACUUCUGAGACCACGAUUCUUGGUUUUCGCCCUCCUAGCAAGGCACGCCCUUACGACCUUGUGGGGGCUGCGCUCUUUGGUGAUGGAGCUGCUGCUGUGAUUAUCGGAGCCAACCCUGUAAUAGGUAAAGAGUCUCCUUUCAUGGAGCUCAACUAUUCAGUUCAACAAUUCUUGCCAGGUACCCAGAAUGUGAUCGAUGGACGCCUUUCUGAAGAGGGCAUACAUUUCAAGCUUGGGAGGGACCUUCCUCAGAAGAUUGAAGAUAAUAUUGAAGAAUUUUGCAAUAAGCUCAUGUCAAAGGCUGGUCUAACUGACUUCAACGAGUUGUUCUGGGCUGUCCAUCCUGGUGGACCAGCAAUACUUAACCGGUUAGAGAGCAAGCUCAAAUUGAACGAAGAGAAGCUAGAAUGCAGCAGGAGGGCUCUAAUGGACUACGGAAAUGUCAGCAGCAAUACUAUAGUCUAUGUUUUGGAAUAUAUGAGGGAUGAGUUGAAGAGAGGAGGGGGAGAGUGGGGACUUGCCCUGGCUUUUGGACCAGGCAUUACUUUUGAAGGCAUCCUGCUUCGUAGCUUAUAAUUAAAUCCUGCAGCUACAUGACAUGCAUUUGGUUUUUAUUUUUCAUUUUCAGCAUGAAGCUAGACUUAUAUGCUGUUUCUGAAGUAGCAAAUCAAAGGAAAUGAAAUCUGGGAAAUUUAUAGA